Blumeria graminis f. sp. triticale is the source of this 606-nucleotide messenger RNA. NCBI's taxonomy places the organism in Eukaryota, Fungi, Ascomycota, Leotiomycetes, Helotiales, Erysiphaceae. The record is from the annotation of a GenBank genome assembly.
AUGCAGCGUCAUGAACCUAGACGAGGCCUGAUUACUACAAAUCUGACAGUGCCUACAUCGCAACAAGUCUGCAUCGGUACUAGCGUCUCUAUAGUACUCAAGGAAGAUCAAUCCACGGGGCGCCAAGUACAGGGACUAGUGAAAGAGAUACUUACGCGAAGAGAUCAUCCAAGGGGUAUCAAGGUGCGAUUGCAGGAUGGAAGAGUCGGUCGGGUGCAGGUUAUAAUGAUUAAACCAGCCAGAGACUCGCUGGCAGGAACAGUAGACGAAUCCCCCAAAAAUCUUGACUUUAAUUCGAUUUCAACAGUAAACCGAGCAAGGCCCCGACGAUCACAGGUGUCAGAUUUUCGGAUUGAUGGGUUCGAUGAACCAAGGCAUGUUACCGCAAGCCUAGAUGACUACAUGGUCGUGAAGAAGAAGGGAAAACAGAAAAAACCAAGACAGAAUAGCAGCCGUUGUGAAGAUCAAGAACAUGGAAGUAGUAAAGAAGCUCAGUAUACACCAGGAGACGAAGCACCUUCCUGCCCAGUAUGCGGGAAUUUUAAUGGAGAUGAUGCAGCUCUGAUGCAUCAUGUCAAUAGCCAUUUUGAAGAUAUGGACAGCUGA